Molecule: messenger RNA, 906 nt
Organism: Colletotrichum graminicola M1.001
Lineage: Eukaryota; Fungi; Ascomycota; Sordariomycetes; Glomerellales; Glomerellaceae
Product: allergen Asp F7
Exons: 1
Coding region: 1-906 (301 amino acids)
Source: RefSeq, a predicted model, not a curated record
AUGAAGACCACCGCCAUUAUUUGCGCCGUCCUGGCCACCAGUGCCAUCGCUCAGCCUCACCAGCAUGGCCACAAGCGCCAUGUUCACGGUAAACAUCAGAAGCGCGCCCUCUUUACCGAGUGGGUUACCGAAAUCGCCUACGUGACCCAGUGGGUUGACUCAACCUCCACCGUCUGGGUUAAUCCCGACGCCUCGUCCACCAGCUCUGCUGUCCCUACCACCUCGGCUCCCGCCCAGUUCUUUGAGCCCGCCAACGAACCGCCUUCUACCACUCUGUCUACUUCUACGAAGCCCGCCCCCGUCGCUUCGUCCAUCAGUGAGCCCGUGUCGCAGGCUCCCCUUCCCCCACCUCCCACGUCUACUCCGGCCCCCGUGCCCUCUCCUCAGACCCCGACUCCUGAGCCCGUUCAGCCCUCCAUUCCCGUCUACGUUGCUCCCGAGCCGGUCCCUACCACCCCUAUUCCUGCGCCCGCUCCUCAACCCGCCACUCCUGCGCCCGCUCCUCAGCCCACCACUCAGGCUGCUGCUCCUGCUGCUCCUGCUGCCUCCCAAGUCAGCAGUGAGUCCAGCUUCUCCAGCAGCUCUGACGGCGUGCUUCACUCCGGUGACUUGACCUACUACACCGUGGGCAUGGGUGCUUGCGGUGAGGACGAUAGUGGCAAGGACAUGACCGAGAACAUCGUUGCCAUCUCCCACCUCGUCAUGGGCGCCCAGUCCAAUGGCAACCCUUACUGCGGCAAGAAGAUCAAGAUCACCGUGGAUGGCAAAUCCACCACCGCUACUGUCCGCGAUAAAUGCAUGGGCUGCAAGGCGGAUGACAUCGACGUCAGUGAGAAGUGCUUCCUCGAGGUGUUCGACAGCCUCGGCGUCGGCCGUAAGACCGUGGAGUGGUCUUUCAUCAACUAA